Molecule: messenger RNA, 555 nt
Organism: Stylonychia lemnae
Lineage: Eukaryota; Ciliophora; Spirotrichea; Sporadotrichida; Oxytrichidae
Source: the annotation of a GenBank genome assembly
AUGAAAAAUCUUAAAUCUUUAAUCAUUUUUGAAUAGAAAGAAAAUUAAAUGAGUCUCAAAAUUACUGAAGAAAUUCAAGAAUCGCAAACAGAACAAGCGAAUACAGCCGAAAAAAAAGAAAUCUGGACUAUAGAAUAUUUAUGUGAUAGAUUUUCAUUAAUGAAUAAAUUCGUUGAAGAUGCAAUUGUUGAUAUUGCUAAGACUAUAGCGCUUGAGUUACAUCAGCAGAAUAUUUAUAUUGCUGUGUAUCAAGACGUGAUUACGAAGUGUCACAGCUUACAAGAAGAAUGCGCGUUUUAUACUUGGCUUGAUGAAGACAAGUUAUAUAAAUAUUUUGAAAAUCGAGUUGUCGAAGCGCUUAAGAAUAAUAAUUAUUAUAAUGUUAUAUAUCAUCACACGCACGAAUCGCGACAAGCUCAAGAGCUUGAUAAUACUGCAGCUUAUCAAGAAUUUGCUGAAAACUUGAAAUCUCGCUAAUCCCUGACUGACGCGCAGCCACGGCUGCUUGUCGGUUCUUUUUUUUAACAAUUUUCAAGAAAAUUCUCAAAAAAAUGA